Messenger RNA from Labrus bergylta (ballan wrasse), 959 nucleotides. NCBI's taxonomy places the organism in Eukaryota, Metazoa, Chordata, Actinopteri, Labriformes, Labridae. The record is from RefSeq and is a predicted model, not a curated record.
CAGCUCAUCUACUGCGGGACCGAGAACAAGAGCGAGGUCACAUCAUGAUUGAGAGUGACAGAGAGCUGUCGGCCAUGGUGCAGGAGCUGUGGGACAAUGACGUCAACAGACUGAAACCUGGGAAAGACUACAGGAUCUCUCUGCAGGGCAAAGCUGGAGACAGCUUGGCCAUGAAUGACGACAACAAUGAUGGAGCAGGAUACCCUCUUUUUACAUUUGUCGAUGAGAACAUUUUCAAGAAGGAGACAUUUUUAGCCUUUAUCUCCCUGUUGGAUAACUAUGAGAGCGACACCGGUGAGCCAGAAAUUGUGACCCCGGAGGAGGUGGCAGAGAACCACAAGUUCUUGGACCUCAUCAUACAGACUCCCACCAUGAAGAUUGCUCAUAAAUACCUGGUAGAGAAGAACCUCUCUCCGGCAGAUAACACAAAAUUCAAGGAGCAGCUGAACAGAAUUUGGUUUGAACUUUAUGCGAGGAGAGGAUCCAGCAGGCCAGACUCCUCAGGGUUUGAGCACGUGUUUGUUGGAGAGACGAGAGGCAGGCGAACAGUCAUUGGCUUUCACAACUGGAUCCAGCUCUACCUCCAAGAAAAGCUGGGACACAUUGACUAUAAAGGCUACAGUGUCAAUGCAAAUUCACCUCAGCCGGACGAGAACAAACACAUCCUGGCGCUACAGUUCAGCUGGAAGAACGGUAUAAAGCCCAAAGGCAGCAUCUUCAUCGGUGUCAGCCCGGAGUUUGAGUUCGCCCUCUACACCCUCUGUUUCCUCAGCUCACCCAACGAGCGUGUCAAAGUCCAGUUCAGUUACUACGACGUGGAGAUUGUUUGCCACCACUACAACCAGAAGCACAUAGGCACCACUUACCCUGUGCUUCUGAAAUACCAGAACCCUCCCAAACGUAAUUAGAAAUUCAUUUCAGAUUUAACUUCUCCAACACUUGAACUCGCAUACAAAGUG